AGGCACCUUGGAGGUGGAUCCCAAGGAAUCGGCUCUCCCCCUUAGGGGGUAAAUUACUCCUAAAAAAAGAAAGAAAAAAACUUCUAGAAGUUUUACAAGUGGUUUACUUACUUGUGCAGAAGCAAAAUUAAAUAAAUUGUAGAAGUAAUGCUGCAAAAUGAGAAUUUAAAAAAUCUAAUCUAUUAUCCAAUAAGGCUCAAUUUCUGUUGCUCAGGGUCUUGGUUUAUUGUUUUGCUUGAACAUGAUUGAAUUAUGCCUCAGCAACCCACUAUAAAGGACACUUUAGGCAGUACAAUAGCCUGCAACAAAAACUGCAGAUGUACUGUGUUGCACUGAUAUAUACAUCAAAAUCUCUAACUCAUGUUUUGGUAUUUGGAAGUUUUGAAUACAUUUUGCAUUCACAUGCCAGUGCCGUACUUGGUUUUUAAAUGAGAACGUGUUUACUAUUUUGUACACAUUUCGGAAAACAAUUAGGUUUUAAAACUACAGCCACAUGAAAGCGAAUCCUAAACUUGGAUUAAAAGCCCAAGUGUUACCCCAGUCCUGUUAGGUAUUGGAUCGGUAUGAAAGCUGGAGAAUUAAGAAUGGAGAUGUCUCGGCUCAGAGUUACUUUCUUUCUUCAGGUGUUCGUGGUUAUAUUUUGGAACUUUUUCCUGACACCGGGAGCUCAGCUUGACACACAUCUCCACGACUACUACGACGAGAACGUCAUUGAUCUACUGGAAGCCCUGAACAUCACUAGGUCUAUUAAGGGUGUUAGCAAAGCUAAAGGCUUGGAACCUGGAAUUCCAGCUUGGAAGUUCCGCCAGAGAGUGCCCCACUUGACUCUUCCACGGGAUUACUCCAUAUACUUCCUCAGCACCAUGCAGGGAUCCAUCGGCUUCCACUUCAUGGCACAGCAGGCCAAGAACUUAGACAGCACUCUCAUCUCCUUCAUCUCCCCCACUGCCAUGAAAAAAGAUGGACACCCUCUCCUCCAGCUGAUCUCUAGCACCAGGUCCAACCAGCUGCGUCUGGAGUACAGGGCAGUCCACAGCAUGGAGCCCGCCACCAUCCUAUUCCCAGGGGGCACGCCUUUCUCCAAUAGCAAGUGGGCCCGCAUGGCCCUUAACCUGGAAGCCCACAAGAUCACCCUCUUCAUCGACUGUGAAGAGUCUAUCAUAUUUGAGAAAAACCAGGGAGAAGAUGUCCUCAGUCUCAUCCUUCCAAUAGAUCUUGAAAUCACCUUUGCAAGUAUGCCAGGAAACAAGGCCAGCAAGUUCUUGGGAUACUGGCAAACAGCAGAGAUCUCUCCAAGUGGAUUCCUCAGACGCCCAUGGCACUGUGAAAACCUGUCAGAUUCAUUACCAUAUUCCCUGGCUGAGGAGAGAUCUGUUGACUCCCAGCUGGAAGCGCCUCUGAUAACGGAUCCCUCCCAACAUGUUGAGCACCAGUCUGAUUUUGCAAACUACCAACAGCAGCAAAGUGAGCCUGAGAAUUCCCCACAGGGACCCAGGCCUCACCCCCAAGCCCAGGAAGAGCUUCUUAGGAGACUGGAGGAGGCAGUGGAUAACCUCAGCAUGAUGCUGGAUAUGGUCAAGGCCCAGAACACAGACCUGGUGGCUCGUGUGAAGUACCUUGAGACCUGUGAGUGUAGGAGGCUCACGUGCUCCUGGGAGGGGCGAGAGUACGUGGAGGGGAGUAGGUGGGACAAGGACCAGUGCACAGUCUGCUUGUGUGUGAAGGGUGAAGUGCGAUGCUCUGUACGGGGCGAGUGUGCCGGUUGCAGCUAUGAAGGCAAGAUCUAUAACAAUGAAGAAUCUUUCAACUACGACGAAUGCACAACAUGUGUAUGUCUGAGUGGAGAUGUGAAAUGUACAGCAGUACAGUGCAAUAAAGUGACGUGCAGCAACCCAGUGAAGAGAUCCGGGGAGUGCUGUCCUGUGUGUUUGGAAGACUGUGUAGAUGGACGGAGAAAUGGAGAAAGCUGGAAGCCUGAUCCCUGUAGCAACUGCACCUGUGAGAAUGGCAACGUGCAGUGCCUGGGCGUCCAAUGCCCGGACUUGCCGUGCUUGGAUCAGUAUGUGCCUCCUGGGAAGUGCUGUCCUGUCUGUCGUCCAGGCUGUGAAUAUGAAGGAGAAAUGUAUGACAAUGGAGUCAUCUUCUUAUCCCGAACCAACCCCUGUAUGAACUGCUCAUGUCUGGACAGCUUGGUCAGGUGUUCCCCGGUGCAGUGUCAGCCCAUCUCGUGUGGGAAUCCUUUCCAGAAACCUGGUCAGUGCUGUCCCUCCUGCCCAGCUUGUGAACUAGACGGGAGACCUUAUGACCAUGAACAGCCUUUCACCACUCUGGAUGGCUGUCAGAAAUGUACAUGCGUGAAUGGUAAACCAUCAUGCAUAGAUAUCCAGCAGUGCCCUCACACCUGUACCCACGGAGUUAAGCCCCCAUUCGGCCCCUGUUGCAGAGACUGCUCCAGCUGUGAUUUCCAUGGGCAGCUGAUACCCAACGGGAUGUCUUUUGUGGCCAAUGGAGAUGUGUGUGAGCGCUGCUUAUGUACAAAUGGGAAUGUUGUGUGCUCAAGGAUUACCUGCCCUUCUCUUGACUGCACCGCCUUUGAAAAAGUACCAGAGAAAUGCUGCCCCAAAUGCAAAGGUUGUGUACAUGUCGGCAUUCAACAUGAGCACAAAUCAGAGUGGAAGUUACCAGACAGCCCCUGUAAUAUCUGCAGAUGUUUGGAGGGACAAGUUCUGUGUGAGAAUGAGAGGUGUAACACCCCAUGUAGAAAUCCUGCCAAGCCCACAGCGGGAUCAUGCUGCCCUAGCUGUAAUGGUUGCCAUUUGAAUGGACAGGAGUAUGUGAAUGGAGACAGAGUGUCUAAUGGAGACCGCUGUGCAGAGUGCACAUGUGUGAAUGGUGAUAUCGACUGUAACCCUAUCGCGUGCCCACCAGUGCAUUGCAGGAAUCCUGUUCAGAGGCCUGGAGACUGCUGCCCACGCUGUGAGGAGUGUGAAUAUGACUCGAAGACGUUUGUUGAUGGCCAGUCCUUCAUCUCAACCGUUAACCCUUGCCUGAGCUGCAGGUGUUCGGCAGGUCAGGUGUCCUGUGAGCGCUUGGACCCCAAUUGCCCUCCUAUUAGAUGCAGCCAUCCAGCCAAACAGAUAGGACAGUGCUGCCCCAGCUGUGACAUGUGUGAGUAUGAGAGACGGAUUUACACCAGUGGACGGGUGUUCACCCCCCCAGGAAGCAGCCCCUGCCUGCAGUGCACUUGCACAGGUGGAAAUGUGAGGUGCCAAGAGGAGGUGUGCCCAUCUGUUCAGUGCUCUAACCCUGUGAUUGACCCUCAACAUUGCUGUCCAAUCUGCAAAGUGUGUGUCCUGAAUGGAGUGGAGUUCGAGGAUGGGACAGACUGGGAGCCUGAUAAAGACCCUUGCAGCACUUGUGUCUGCACUAAUGGGGAGCCAGUCUGCCGUGUCUUACCCUGCCCGCGCAUCACUUGCCUACAUCCUACUAAAAUGAAUAGUGACUGCUGUGCAGUGUGUGACAGGUGUACCUAUAACCAGCGCAUAUACAACAAUGGACAAGACUUCAUAGACCCAGAUAGACCCUGCCAAAACUGCAGGUGUCAGGACGGUACUGUGAACUGUAUCCCCACAGUGUGCUCUCCAGUGACCUGCUCCAGACCUGAGAUGAAGGCCGGACAGUGCUGCCCCAGGUGUCCAGAUUGCAUGUUUGAAAACCGUGUGUUUGUGAAUGGAGAAGAAUUCCCUAACCCUCUGAACCCCUGCCAGAGGUGUGUGUGUUAUAAUGGCCAUGUGAACUGUGAGGACCAUACCUGUCCCGGUGCCACCUGCACGUACCCACUGCCUGGAUCCUGCUGCAAAAACAACUGUAAUGGUUGUAACUAUGCAGGAAAAGAAUAUCCAAAUGGAGCAGAAUUUCCGCAUCCUACAGACAAAUGCAAAGACUGUCACUGUAUAAAUGGCAAUGUUCAGUGUCUGUCCAAGAGGUGCCCCCCACUGCUGUGUAGCAAUCCGUUCCUGACACCCGGCGAGUGCUGCCCCCAGUGUCCCGCCGCUCCAGCUGAGUGUCUGUAUGCUGGACUCCCUUACAAACACAUGGAGCGUUUCUAUGACCCCUCUGAAAAGUGCCGUUCCUGUAUCUGCAAUAACGGGACCAUCACCUGCCAGCGCAGGCCCUGCGCCCCCAUCCUGUGUGCCAACCCCAUUUUACAGGACUGCUGUCGCACUUGUGAUGGUUGCUGGUAUGGUGGUAAAGAGCUGGCUAACGGGGAGCAGUUUGCAGACGUGUCGGAUGCCUGCAGAUUGUGUUUGUGUCGGGAAGGCACGGUAUCCUGUGAGAGGAGGGCGUGCCCUGCUGUGGACUGCCCAUUCCCUGUGCAGGCACAGUGCUGCCAGGCUUGUGAAGGAUGCAAUUACCUGGGUCAGGAGUACCUGAAUGGCCAGGAGUUCACUGAUCCCCAGAACCAGUGUAAGCGCUGCACUUGUAUGAGUGGAUUUGUGAACUGCAGUCCCAAACCAUGUUAUAACCCAGGCUGUACCCAUCCCAUUUCUCUUCCUGGAAAGUGCUGCCCAGUCUGUGAAGGAUGUUUCUAUAAUGGGGUUGUUAUCAUCAAUGGACAGACAUUCCACGAUCCAGCUGACUCCUGCUCCCAGUGUACCUGCAGGUCUGGCUCUGUUCAGUGCAUAAAGAGACUCUGUUCUCCGGCUCCUUGUCCUCACCCUGUUGUUGGGCCAUGUGACUGCCCACUCUGUGAUGGGUGUUAUUUCCAAGGAAGGGACUAUAUUGAUGGACAAACCUUUCAAGGUUCCAAAGGAGGAUGCCAAGAGUGCACAUGCUUUAAAGGUGAAGUGACAUGUGGAACAAAAAAGUGCAGUAAGGUCUCUUGUCCCCACCCUGCAAUCGACACAUGCACCUGCCCUGUAUGUGAUGGAUGUAUUUUCAGAGGCAGAGACUGUAAAAAUGGCGAAAGAUUCCUGGAUCCGAAGAAUAAAUGUCAGCGCUGUACUUGUCUGAAUGGUGGUGUCACAUGUGUAUCAGUAACCUGCCCAGCUGUGUCCUGCCGUAACCCUACCACCCCUCCUGGAGAGUGCUGUCCUCAGUGUACAGGGAUCUGCCACUACCUGGACCGGGUCUAUGAGACUGGAGCCACUUUCGACUCCCCUGCAGACAGCUGCUCGAAGUGUACAUGCAUCAAUGAGGUAGUGACUUGUCACAAGACGCCAUGCCCCCAGCAGUGUUCCCACCCAGUGCCCUCACCUGCCUGCUGCCCAUCCUGUGACCGCUGCUUCUAUGAAGGUUUUGAAUUCAGCAACAGGCAGACCUUCCACUCGCCCUCAGACCCCUGCCAGCGCUGCAACUGUCUCCAUGGAAACGUUGUGUGCACCACUGUGGUGUGCCCCCAGACAACUUGUAACAACCCCCUCACGAAACCAGGGCAGUGCUGCCCCGAGUGCCCAGUGUGCUCAUAUUUUGGGAAGGAGUAUGCAGGGGGGGUUCAUUGGCCUUCAUCCACCAAUGACUGUCAAGAGUGUGCCUGUGUGCAAGGGGAGGUGAGGUGCUCAGAGGUGCGCUGUGAUGUCACAUGCAGCUACCCCUCCCGUUUGCCCGGUCAGUGCUGUCCCCUAUGCAAGGACUGCUUCUUUGAGGGCGUGCUGUACAGCAACGGAGAAGACUUCACUCCAGACAACUGUAGGCAGUGCACCUGCAAUGGUGGGAACGUUAAUUGUGGGAACACCCUGUGCCCGAGACUGAACUGCAUGCACCAAGUGACGGACUCUGGCACCUGCUGCCCUCGCUGUAGAGGCUGUAUGUACAAUGGGAGGGAGUACACGGAUGGCAGCAGCUGGUUUGCUACCACAACCCCCUGUAUGUCCUGUAUGUGUGUGGAUGGAGUCACAACCUGUUCAGAGAUUCGCUGCGUCUCACCUUGUGUUAAUCAGAUCCAUGUUCCAGGAGAGUGCUGCCCGCUGUGUGCAGAUUGUGUGUACAAUGACAGAGUGUAUGGUCCAGGGGACAGCUUCCAGCCUGCCAGUGAUCCAUGUGAGAUUUGUACUUGUGAAGUGAUGCCAGAUGGGGAGCAGCAUUUACGCUGUUACCGUAAGCAGUGUCCAAGCCUGGUGGACUGUCCCAAGAAUCACAUUCACUUCCCUGGAUCUGACCAAUGCUGUCCUACUUGUGCACAGCCACUGAGUAACUGCACAGCCACUCUUGUUGGCAGUGAAGUCCAUGCAACAGAUGAUCCAUGUUAUACCUGUCAGUGUAAGGAUCUGACUUGGAUUUGUAUUCACCAAGGGUGUCUUCCUUUAAGCUGUCCAACUUCAGAGCAGUUCUUUUCUGUAGACUCCUGCUGCCCUAUCUGUGAUGAGUGUGUGAUUGAAGCUGAAAAUCGUCGUGUUUCUGAUGGUGAGAGUUGGACAGACAGUGUGGAUGAUUGCAUCACCUGUACAUGUAAUCUUGGUCACAUCGAGUGCCACAUUGAGGAAUGCACUUCAGUCAUUUGCCAGGAUGGCCUGGUAAAAGUGAAAUCACCAGGGAAAUGCUGUUAUGAAUGCCAAGACCCAGACAUCUCGUGCAUGUACCAGGGCACCCUGUACCAGUCCAAUGAGCACUGGGAAGUGGAUGAGUGCACAACCUGCACAUGUGUCUCAGGGGAGGUCCACUGUCAGACUGAACGCUGCCCACAGGUCUCCUGUGCAUCGGAUGAGACCCCAGCUCUGAUUCCUGGCAUGUGCUGUCCACACUGCAUUCCUCGGCCGGCUACAUGCAUUGCAUUUGGAGACCCUCAUUACCGCACUUUCGAUGGGAAAAUGAUCCACUUCCAGGGGGCCUGUACCUAUGUGUUGGCCGAGGACUGUGAAGGGGGAGAUUUCAGCAUUCAUGCAACCAAUGAUGACCGAGGUCGUAAAGGAGUCUCAUGGACUAAAGAAGUCACUGUACUGAUUGGGGAUGUUGUGGUGCAGUUACUACAAAACUGGGUUGUUGUGGUGGACUAUCAGACUGUGACUUUGCCUUUCCUCAAAGAGCCAUACAUAUACAUAGAACGCAAGACAAACACAAUUUUACUGAACACCAAUAUUGGAGUAAAGGUGCUAUGGGAUGGGAAGUCCCACUUGGAAGUGAGUGUUCCCGGGACAUACAAAGGACACAUGUGUGGUCUCUGUGGAAAUUUCAACAACUACCCCCAGGAUGACAUGAGGAUCCGCACUGGACAGAUUGUCUUAUCUGAGGCUGCCUUUGGAAAUAGCUGGAAGGUUCAAGCUGAGAACCAAACCAAUGCACACUGUACCGAUGGAGAGGAUAUUGACCCGUGCAAGGAGGCGGGAUACCGUGCACGCAAGGAGGGCAAUGCUAAGUGCAAGAUCCUGAAGUCCAAGGUGUUUGAGCGCUGCCACAAUGUGGUCCUGCCAGAGAUGUUCUUCGCCUCCUGUGUUUAUGACCUGUGUGCCUGCGGGUCCAAUGGGGAUGACUGCUUGUGUGAUGCUCUGGAGGCCUAUGCUUCAGAAUGCAGGGAGUCUGGAGUCAUUCUUCAGUGGAGGUCACCUGCUCUCUGUGCUGUGGGCUGUCCCCAAGACCGUGGUUAUAUUUUCGAUGAGUGCGGCCCUCCUUGCCCCAAGACUUGUUUCAACAAAGACGUGCCUCUGGGAGUGAUAGAGGCCCACUGCUUCAAACCCUGUGUUCCGGGCUGCCAGUGCCCAGCGGGCUUGGUGGAGCAUGAAUCGCACUGCAUCCAGCCAGAGGCCUGUCCCAAGAUUAUCUACGGCAACAUCUGAGAAAUAAAUACAAUAAGGAAACCUCUUGAACUUUCAACCAUCACAAUAAUGGUGCUAUAACUUACAGACAUUGCACAGGAGGAAACCAGUUAUGACAUUAGAUUUUGUUUUUAUCUUUAAGUCCAUAGUACAUUAAUUAAGUAUUAUCAGUGCCCCUUUUCAUAGUGUUCUCCCUGUAUGAUCAAGGGAAUUUAAGCCAUGAAUGUGGGGAGUAUGAGUAUGAGUUUGAAAUAGAGCAUUAACUGAGGCAGAGAUCUCAUAUAAUAAGCAGAAACUGGUGCUUUAUUUCAUAACUAAUUUACUUCCAGAGCAGUUAGGGUUAAAUUUCACAGAGAAUACACUUUCUCAGGAUUCUCUGGGUAUAUUUCUGUGUUAAAGAUUCUUGCCCAAGAACAGGGACUGUAACGAGUGAAAUAUAUUUGUUACAGUAUAUAUGCAAUUAUUUGUGAAUCGUUUUGUUCAUAGCUGGGUGAAAAAUAGUAUUGUCAAACCCUAAGAAGUAUAUUGAAUUUUGUGACAUUUUCAAGACCACUGUUUUUUAGUUUUUUUUUUUUUAUACAAACAAAAAGUUUCAGUUUUUUUACUGUAUAUUAUUUAAACAUAUAUAAUACUACUGUAUCAGGUAUUGCUUGCUUAUAAAAGUAAUAUCUCAGUUUUAAGAAUAUUAUUUUAAACAGCUGAAAGGAGCCUUAUGUGGCCUGGAGUGUACACACACCAAGAGAAAUUAAAAGUAAGGUUUUAAGAUUUAUCCUGUUCAGACCCAGGGACCACACAUGUCCAUGUGACUAAUGGGAUUUCUCUGUGUAUGAAAAAUAAGUCAGGAGUGAAGGAGAUUGACUAACCUGUGAGUUAAAUUAGGUUGGUGUUGUGAGAACCUGUGCAAGGAAUUGGCUUGUUAUGUUCUGGACUGAUCACAAACUAAGCGGUACAAUUUAGAACAGCUUACCAGUGACUAUGGCUGCCUUCCGAGGACCAAUAAAUUAGUUCUAGGAAUCAGUUAGGGGGAUUGUCAAUUUGCUUUCAGUAAUGUUAAAAAAAUGGUAUGUACAAAAUGUUGUUGAUCAUAAUAUUGCUUGACUGUUUGCAUACCUUCAUGACAUACAGCUGUCUGAUUGAAUAAAAAGAAAAAUGUAAUUCUUUCAAAUAACAGUGGUUUUAUUUAUAUGAUUUCACUGUGCUAAAUCAAAGUAGAUUUUAUUUUAUGUUAUAUAUAUAUAUAUAUAUAUAUAUAUAUAUAUAUAUAUAUAUAUAUAUAUAUAUAUAUAUAUAUAUAUAUAUAUUCCUUUUUUAUAUAUUUCUUUAUUCUUUUAGAAAUCACUUGAUAUUUGUGAAAAGGUGUUGUUUUGUAACCCAAAUGUAUUUAAUACUGGGUUCAAACUGUGAUUUGAAGUAUUUUUAGAAAUACACAACAACAUUAUCAGUGAUACUGGUUAUAUGUUUGUAUUUAUUUUGUUUGGGUUUUUUUAUUGUGUUUUAUUAAAAUAUGUUUUCUUAA
Molecule: messenger RNA, 9264 nt
Organism: Acipenser ruthenus (sterlet)
Lineage: Eukaryota; Metazoa; Chordata; Actinopteri; Acipenseriformes; Acipenseridae
Product: kielin/chordin-like protein
Exons: 54
Coding region: 564-7769 (2401 amino acids)
Molecular function (GO): protein binding
Source: RefSeq, a predicted model, not a curated record